AUGAGCAUAUGUAACAGGCUGGACGAAGGCUCCGAUGUCGAAUCCGAACCAGACCUGCCUUUGAAGCGCAAGCAACGCCGCAGUCGAACCACUUUCACCGCUGAGCAGCUGGAGGAGCUGGAGAAGGCCUUUGAGAGAACCCACUACCCAGACAUCUACACACGAGAGGAGCUAGCUCAGAGAACCAAGCUCACCGAGGCCCGAGUUCAGGUGUGGUUCAGCAACCGAAGAGCGAGAUGGCGCAAACAAGCGGGAGCGAACCAACUUGCGGCUUUCAAUCACCUGCUGCCAGGGGGCUUCCCGCCGACAGGAAUGGCGACAGGAAUCCCGACUCUCCCCCCGUACCAGCUGCCGGACUCCACCUACCCAACGACCACCAUUUCCCAAGAUGGGGGAAGCACUGUACACAGACCCCAGCCCCUGCCACCGUCUACCAUGCACCAGGGAGGGCUUGCUGCAGCCGCCGCUGCUGACACCGGCUCUGCCUACGGGGCCCGACACAGCUUCUCCAGCUAUUCGGACAGCUUCAUGAAUGCUGCUGCUCCUGCCAACCACAUGAAUCCUGUUAGCAAUGGCCUCUCUCCACAGAAGCAGGGUGCCCAAAACAAGAUGCAGUGCUCCAGGUGGAACCUCACCAUAGCCUUGAACAAUCAGGUGAUGAGCAUCCUGAGCAACCCCAGUGGGGUUCCUCCACAACCCCAGGCUGACUUCUCCAUCUCUCCCCUUCACGGCGGCUUGGAUACCACCAACUCCAUCUCUGCCAGCUGCAGCCAGCGGAGCGACUCCAUCAAGUCCGUGGACAGCCUCCCGACUUCCCAGUCCUACUGUCCUCCCACCUACAGCACCACCAGUUACAGUGUGGACCCAGUGGCUGGCUACCAAUAUGGACAGUACGGACAAACCGCUGUUGAUUAUUUGGCCAAGAACGUGAGUCUGUCUACACAGCGUAGGAUGAAGCUGGGAGAACAUUCAGCCGUUCUGGGCCUCCUACCAGUAGAGACAGGCCAAGCUUACUGAAGAGUCCGACUGUGCCAACAACCCACUCCAGCAACUUGGUACCACUGGAGAAAACACCACCAGCCUUCCAGGGAUCUACCUGCACCCGGACCCUACUCCUUCCCAAUUCCCUUCCACCUUGCACCAACUUGAGCUGUGAAGGAGACGGGAAAGAUGGGGAGGGCUCUCCAAGUAUCCAGCUCCUCCCAGAGCACUCUUCUCAGAGGCAAGCCUGGCCUCUGUGACCUGACUCCUCCUGUGGCCAGAGACGACGGGUCGGGUACAUUUAUUAACGCCCUCCCUCUAACUUACCUGGCCAUGGCAUUUUGCCCACACUUAAGGACUUUCCCUUGAUCUAGGUAGUUGGCAUAGUCAAAGCCAAACUGAUCCUUUUUUUCCUUUGU
This is a messenger RNA of Balearica regulorum gibbericeps (East African grey crowned-crane), 1400 nucleotides long. The record is from RefSeq and is a predicted model, not a curated record. NCBI's taxonomy places the organism in Eukaryota, Metazoa, Chordata, Aves, Gruiformes, Gruidae.